ACGCCACUGGAAUAUAAACAAACAGGGAUUAUUAUCAUUACUAUUUUUUCCAUUUUUACGCCAUAUUUCUCCCAAAAACAGAACAAUAAGCCGAGUGGGAAGCAAGAAAAGGUACUCCACGAGCGCAGAAAUACGGAUAUAUGUCCUAAAAGCCUAAAAUAAAAGGCCCAGAGGCGAAGUUGCCGGGAGACCAGACUCCAGCGCUGUGUGACAAGAAGUAAAAUGAUAAAUGGGAUAUGGCUAAUGUAUUUAGUCGGAGCUGGCAUAAGGCUCUGGCUAAUGAACACACCGUGGGCCGAGUGCAUAGCGAAGCGUGUAGAACUCUCAACGCCUCUCAACUCUUGGAAAAGAGUGGAGGAGGGAGUGUUUCUUCACAGCCAAGACAUAGCUGUCUACAGUGGGGGAGUCUUCCAUGAAACUCCCUUUUGCCUUCUGUUUGGGGGCUUCCUCAUCAGAAGAGGAUAUCCAGUGAUAUUUGGCACUCUUGUUGCUCUCGUGGCUUACCAGUCUUUCUACCCUAUAUGCCUGAUGGUGCCUGGGAUACUCUUCUUUAUGCAGAGUGACAGCCACAAUCUGAAGGCAGCCUUGUUGAAGCCUCUCCUGUCAUUCUUGGUGUCUCUGGGGCUGCUGAUGGUGAUUUCCGCAGAGAUUGCAGGAGGAUGGGAGUUCCUCGAAGCUACGUACGGAUUCAUCCUGGCAGCACCAGACCUCACGCCAAACAUCGGACUCUUCUGGUACUUCUUCACCGAGAUGUUCGAACACUUCCGGCUUUUCUUCCUGGCGACCUUCCAGAUCAACGCCUUUGUCUACGUACUCCCCUUGGCAAUACGGUUAAGGAAGGACCCCGUACUCCUGGCUACGGCUCUGCUCGCAUUCACGGCUGUCUUCAGGAGUUAUCCAGCUUUGGGGGAUGUGGGUAUCUACCUCUCCCUCCUACCCAUGUGGAAGCACUUGUACCCUUUUAUGCGUCAGACAUUCAUCGUUGGCUGUAUGUUUGUUGCCACUUCUGUCUUAGGCCCCAUCAUGUAUAACCUUUGGAUCUUCAGCGGUUCUGCGAAUGCAAAUUUCUACUUUGCCGUCACUUUAGCUUUCAAUACCGCACAGAUAUUCCUGGUGACGGACCUGCUGUUUGCCCAUGUCAAGAGAGAGUACCACCUCAUACAUGGCUCAAAGAUGGAGGUGGACGAAGUCCCAGCCAGGCUUAUUCUACAGUAAAAUCUUCCCCUCGACGCUUUUACUUUUGUAUUUCACGACAUAAUCUUCAAUAUUUUGCUAUUGACCAAUCCUUUUUUUAUAAAGAUGAGUUGUGUGUUGCAUGGACCUCAUAGCAUUCAUUUGACCAUCUUUCAUGGUUGGCAGAUUGCAAGAUCAGUCGCAAGAUAUUUCACUCACAAAUGAAGAACACUUUUCCAUUCACAUAGAUAACGAUCAUUGUACAUAUGCAUCUUUCUAUAGACUGUGUUUGAAGUGGGCUUUGUAAGGAAGAAAAUGACUUGUGUGGUGGUAUUGAGUGAUCUAGUUAUGUGUACAGUCGUCAUGGCAUAGUGUUCUUUUUCCCAUACACAAGACAACAGUAGAAGACACUUUAUUGUGCACAGAUCUUAUAAAACUUUCCGGGAACAAUGAUCUGAAAUUGUAUGUUGAAUAUAUUGAUGGUUCUUCAUACUGUACCUAUAAAUGUCUUCAUACUUUUGCAAGUUGAAUAGGAAUCAGAACAUAACCAGAUUUUUACACUCAUAGUCGAAAGAGCUGGUCAGUAUACCGAGCACAAAACCAAAUAUAGCAGUUCUCCCAACUUCCUUCUUUUAGUCAAAUUUCAUUGGAUUGACACAGUAUGCCUCCUAAGCUAUUCUCUUUUCACCGUGUGUUUUAUGGGUAGUCAUAUGAGUGAAUUUCAAGUUCAAAUGCUCUUAAUAUAUACUACUUUCAUUCAGUUUUAAGAGAUAGAUAGGUGGGUUUCCAGUCAUAAUUUCCAUUUAUGUGUAUAUAUGCAUAUAUAUCUGAUGAUAAGAAUGUUUUAAAAGAGAAUUCUCACUUACUUGUUAAUAAAGAUAUUGUUAAAUCAAUGAUAUCAAAAUGUAUCUACAAAUUAUGAACAUUUCCCACGUGUUUGUAGUUACAGAGAGAGAAGUCCGAAGUAAGUCACCAUUGAACCUCUAUUGUGGUUAAAAGUUUUCCUUUUCUUGUUUUUUUUUUUUUUUCUUUUUUUCUUUUUCUUUUCUUUCUCACUCCUUUCCAAAGUAAGUCACCAUUGAACCUCUAUUGUGACUACAAGUUUUCUUUUUUUUUCUAUUUCUUUUUCUUUUCUUCCUCUUUUCUUUCUCACUCCUUUUAGUACAUUUUAAACAGUAGCUUUACUCCACUGCAGACACAGCUCUAAAAUUGGGGCUCCUGAGGAUGGAGUUACUCCCUGGUUUAAUCUAGCAGUAUGGAUUUAUAUCAUCCAUGUGAUAAUUUGGUUGUACAUUUUUGUAAUGAUCCAAUUAGGCUAAAUAAACAAAAAAAUGUUGAACUUUCCAGUGACAUGGCAAAGUAAACUGAAAGGAUUAUAAUUAUUGCAUUUGUCCUUUCCACUCUUCCAUUAUUAUUAUUUUUUUUAUACUCAUGUUAUUCUCCUUUAUAUCCUCUUCACACCCACCCCCCCUCCCCCCAGGGUUUUGGUUUCAUGAGUAAAUAUCAGCAAAAUAGUUUUCUCUGUCAUAGGUAACAUUUAAUACCAUAAAAAACAACUAAAACAAUAUAUCUUGUCAAAAUUGAUGUCCUUUAUGCCAAAUCUUUUUCAAAAUUAAAAGGAAAAAACUCAAAAUUUUGUUUUUUUUUGGGAUAGGAAGAUCACAAUUUUUUGUAUAAAUUUGGCUCGGAAAAUUAGAAAAUUAGAAAAUCAGCUUUUGAGUUUAAUAUAUAAGGACAAGUGUAAUCUCUCUUCUUGAAUCAGAGUAAAGUAAUUUCAUAGUAGUAGUUUUAAUUUAUUUGUAUUCUAUUGAGUUACUGCAAUGCAUAUUUAUUUGAUUUUUUUUCUUCCAUCAUUUUUUGCGAACGGUUAUUUCUGCAUACCUCAAAAUGUGCCAUUUAUGCACAAGUAAUACAUUCCAUUGCCUAUAAAUAAGAUAAAAUCUUUCACAUAAAAAUGAAAUAAAAGAAAAAAUAUAUAUACAGAUAAAGAGAGUGAUGGUAGGUUCUUCAUUAUUACUGAAGUUUCUAUUAAUGUUUGCUGUAGAGUUCUAGUCAUGAUAGAGAUGAAUGAAAUGAUAGUACCAGUAUUAUUUGUGUACUUUGAUAACACUGAAUGGGAAUAGGGUUGAAAAUUACUGGCAUUAAUAAAUUAUUUGACGUAAAUUGAUAACGAUAAUAUUGUAGUUAGGUGAAGUUAUUUAAAGAUGAAGAAAAGGGAGAGGGACUGAUAAAAUGUCUUGUCCCAAAAUGAAAAAAAAAAAAUCAAACUACAAUUCUGUUGAUAUUUCACUUUUAUCCCUAACAGAUUUUUAUGAAUGAAAGUAGCUUGUAGUAUUCAGAUACAACAUUCAUUCUUAAAAGGAGAGAUUUAUCAAUGGGUUUUAGUUGCAAAGGUCACAAGUGUUCUUUGUAGUACACUAUUGUAGGUCAAUUUCCUUACCUUUUAACAUUAUUUUGUGCCUGCAUAUGUAAAGGUAUGUUUUAAAUGUUAAAAGUUAUUUUUGAAUCUGUGUUUAUAUAAAAAAAUCUUGAAACUCU
Penaeus indicus is the source of this 3711-nucleotide messenger RNA. RefSeq names its product phosphatidylinositol glycan anchor biosynthesis class U protein-like (gene PIG-U). The transcript is spliced from 8 exons. NCBI's taxonomy places the organism in Eukaryota, Metazoa, Arthropoda, Malacostraca, Decapoda, Penaeidae. Gene Ontology annotation, cellular component: membrane; GPI-anchor transamidase complex. The coding region runs from base 223 to 1215 and encodes 330 amino acids. Gene Ontology annotation, biological process: attachment of GPI anchor to protein. The record is from RefSeq and is a predicted model, not a curated record.